AUGCAUGAGGAGCAAGUGUCCUUCUCUCUAAGGGUACUUGAGGAAAAGCUACCAAAGGAGUACAAGCCCCCAGCUAUUGGAGAAUAUGAUGGUAGCAAGGACCCAGAGGAUCAUCUCAAAAAUUUUUGGAAUGCUGCACUAAUGCACCAGUACAGCGACGCCAUCAAGUGUCGGGUAUUCUUAAACACCCUAUCAAGCUCAGCACAGAGGUGGUUUGACAGAUUUCCUGCCGGGUCCAUCACCUACUUUCAAGAUUUCAAGAACGCAUUUCUGCAUCACUUUGCCAGUAGUAGGCGAUACCAAAAGAUGAACCAUUUCCUGUUUGCACUUAAACAAGGGUCCGCAGAACCCUUGAAGGCUUACAUCAAAUGUUUCAACCAAGUAGCUCAGGAUGUCCCGUCGACUACUUCUGAUAUUUUGAUAAGCGCCUUCUCUCAUGGUCUGGUGGAAAGGGAGUUCUUUCGAGCCAUUAUUCGAGAGCUCAUGAAGAAUUUUGAUGAGAUGAUUAGGAAGGCAGCCAGCUACAUCAAUGUGGACGAAGCCCAGACGGCUAGGAGGAAAGAAGAUAGACCAUCUGCCCUGCCAACAAAGCAGAAAAGAGACCGCGCCAACCUCCCGCUUGGCCCUUCACCCGUUCCAAAAACGCCUGACUAG
Messenger RNA from Zingiber officinale, 654 nucleotides. RefSeq lists its product as uncharacterized. Bases 1 to 654 code for a protein of 217 amino acids. The record is from RefSeq and is a predicted model, not a curated record. Lineage: Eukaryota; Viridiplantae; Streptophyta; Magnoliopsida; Zingiberales; Zingiberaceae. The transcript has a single exon.